AGCAGCGACGCGCAAACGAGCCAAACGGCCAACGGCAACAGUCAGUCACAAUUCAUCUUUCGCAGCAAGUAAACGUUUUAACAGCAGAGCGUUGUUGCCGGUAGGAGUCACACGCGCACACAUACAUAUGUACAUAUGAUAAAAAGCACAGGCGAAAAGGCAAAAUUCAAAAGUGCAAAGUUGUGAAAAUUUUUGUGGAAACAGGAAUUACAAUUAUAAAAUUCAAUUGUGUUAAAGAGAGAGUAUUUCCUAGUGAGUCCCUAAUGAAUUGAGUGUCUCUGCUCGUUAACUCGUUGUGCCUUAAACGUGCGUGAUAUAUUCUGUGGAAAUUGAAUUUCGUAUUAAUUGAAAAAAUAUUGAUAAAAAAGCUUAAAAUAUUAGAGAUUAAUUUGUGUUUAUACGAUUUUUGUUGUUAUGUUAAGAAACCAAAAUUGGCAACGACAACAUAUUUUGAAUAAAAAAUAAUAAUUAUUAUAAUGUCCGUUUAGUGUUGUUGUUAACCUCCACGAAAUUGAAUUCAACCGAAGUUGUGUUGCAAAAGCUGUCAUCAGCAAAAAGUAUAAAAUAAAAGAUAAGCCCCCCUAAAAAAAAAACAACAAUAAAGGUAGAAUCGAACAAAUUGACGGUUACAUUUCUAUAUGCAUACAAAUUGAACGCACCCUGCGCGCCCGCAUACCAAAGCGUACGACCACACUGGCAAGUCAGCAGCGGCUACUGGGCCAAAGUCAGCGAUAAAAAAUACUAAUACGAACAAAAGUGCACAACAACAACUGCAAAAAGAAGAACAACUACAAUAAUAAGAAUUAAAAAAGCAACAACAAGAAAAAAUUACAAAAACAAUAUUAAUAAAAACAAAAAUAAUAGCAACAAGAAAAAAAUAAAACCACCAAUAAGAAAACAUAAUAAAAACAACAACAACUACAAAUUUCCACGGUCAACUUUCAAGCAGCAAGCGUCAGCAAGGGAGUCCAAUUAAGCCACAAAAAUCAAGCACCUAGACGGUCGACGCCUUCAAAACGUUCGAAUUGGAGUUGAAAUUAGGCCUUUUUGGAAAGACACUUUUGAAGCGAUUCAGUAACAAAACCCAGAAUGGAGCGUGGAUUGCACGAUCGUGAUCGCGUGGGCGUACAAGAUUUUGUGCUGCUCGAGAACAUUCAAAGUGAAGAGGCAUUCAUCGGAAAUUUACGCAAACGCUUCCAAGAGAAUCUAAUCUAUACUUAUAUCGGUCAAGUACUUAUAUCAGUUAACCCUUAUAAACAACUGCCAAUCUAUAGUGAAAACGAUAUUAAAGAGUAUCGCAACAAACACUUCUACGAGAUACCACCACACAUUUUCGCAGUAACAGAUAAUGCUUUCCGGUCAUUAAUUGAAGAGAAUAAGGGACAAUGCGUUCUAAUUUCCGGCGAAAGUGGUUCCGGCAAGACUGAGGCCUCUAAGAAGGUCUUACAAUACAUUGCCGCCUGCUCCGGCCAUCAGUCCACUGUUGAGAGUGUUAAAGAGAAAUUACUCAAGAGUAAUCCGGUGUUGGAGGCAUUCGGUAAUGCAAAAACCAAUCGCAAUGUCAACUCUUCGCGUUUCGGCAAAUAUAUGGACAUACAAUUUGACUUUUCCGGUACACCAAUUGGGGGACACAUACUCAACUAUCUGCUGGAGAAGUCGCGUGUGGUCAACCAAAAUGCCGGUGAACGUAAUUUCCAUAUUUUCUAUCAACUGCUGGCUGGUGCUAGUGAAGAUCAAUUGAAGCAGCUGGAGCUGACACGUGAGUUAGACAGCUAUAACUAUCUAAGCGAUGGGCAAAAGGGCGUGGUCAAGGGUAUCGACGAUGCCGGCGAUUUUAAGGUGGUGCAGCAGGCCAUGAGCGUAAUCGACUUCAAGCAGUCGGAACAAAAUGAGAUAUUCAAUAUCAUCGCGAGUGUUUUGCAUUUGGGUAAUGUGAGUUUCGACGAAGUCGAAGGAAAUGCCAAGGUUGAGAAAGGCGCGGUCGUCGCUACGAUCGCCAAAUUACUGGACGUCGAUCAGAAGGAACUUAAUGCGGCGCUCACGAAUCGCACAAUCGAUGCACGUGGCGAUGUGGUCACUUCGCCUUUGAACCGCGAUUUAGCCAUUUAUGCACGUGAUGCGCUAGCAAAGGCUAUCUACGAUCGUCUCUUCACCUGGCUGGUGCAGCGCUUGAAUAUCUCGCUACAGGCUAAGGAUCUGCGUAGCGCUAUCAACAAUGUGAUGGGUAUUUUGGAUAUCUAUGGCUUUGAGAUCUUCAGGAAGAAUAGUUUCGAGCAAUUCUGUAUCAAUUUUUGUAAUGAGAAGCUACAACAACUAUUUAUUGAGCUCACAUUGAAAUCCGAACAGGAUGAAUAUCGUCGUGAAGGUAUUGAAUGGGUGCCAGUCGUGUAUUUCGACAAUAAGGUCAUUUGCAAUUUGAUUGAAGAGAAAUACAAGGGCAUCAUUUCCAUACUCGAUGAAGAAUGUCUGCGUCCGGGUGAACCCACCGAUAUCACAUUCUUGGCUAAGCUCACCGACAAACUGGCCAAGCAUCCGCAUUACAUUUGCCAUGAGAAAUCGUCGACACAAGUGCAAAAGACAAUGGGACGUGAUGAGUUCCGUUUGGUGCACUAUGCUGGCGAUGUGACAUAUAAUGUGAGCGGAUUCCUUGACAAAAAUAACGAUCUAUUGUUCCGUGACUUGAAGGAGACCAUGAGCAAAUCAAAUAAUGAAAUUAUACGCUCUUGCUUCCCAGCGGCUGAGUAUAAGAACAAAAAACGUCCCGACACCGCUAUCACACAGUUCCGCAAUUCAUUGAAUAAUCUUAUGGAGAUCCUCAUGUGCAAGGAACCAUCCUAUAUACGUUGCAUUAAGCCGAACGAUCAGCAAUUGCCGGGCAUCUUUGACGACGAACUGGUGCUGCAUCAAGUGAAGUAUUUGGGUCUAAUGGAGAAUCUGCGAGUACGUCGUGCUGGUUUCGCUUAUCGCAGAACUUAUGAAACGUUCCUCAAUCGCUACAAGUCGCUCAGCAAAACCACCUGGCCGAACUUCAAGGGCUCAGCUAAAGAAGGCGUACGCAUACUUGCCAACGAUCUACACUAUGGACCCGACGAUUUCCGUUUGGGUGAGACGAAAAUCUUCAUACGCUUCCCCAAGACACUCUUUGACACGGAAGAUGCCUUCCAAGCGAAGAAACAUGACAUUGCUGCCAUAAUACAGUCCCGUUGGAAGGGCUAUGUACAACGUCAGAAAUACCUCAAAUUACGCGAGCAAAUCAUCACAUUACAAUCGUAUUGUCGUCGUCACUUGGCCAUACAAGCGCUACAGCGUCGUCGCGAUGCGGCCACCAAGAUACGCGCCUUCAUCAAGGGUUUCAUUACACGCAACGACGCACCGAAUGGUUACAAUGAGGAAUUCAUUGCAAACAUGAAACGCAUGUGGCUCUUACGUCUGGCCAAGCAGUUGCCCACAAAAGUGUUGGAUCAAAGUUGGCCCUCCGCACCGGUACACUGUCAAGAGGCAUCCACCUAUCUGCAUCGCUUGCACCGCCUGCACUUGGCGCGCAAAUAUCGCUUAAGCUUGUCCAGCGAACGCAAACGGCAAUUCGAAUUGAAGGUGCUGGCCGAGAAGCUAUUCAAAGAUAAGAAGGCUAACUAUUUGACUAGUGUGCCAUAUUGGUUCCAAACCGAUCGCAUACCGAAGGAGCAUGCUGCGGAAAUCAAUAAUUUCGUUGCCAACUCGUUGAAUGGUGAGAGUCUGAAAUAUGCAACGCCAUGCACAAAAUUCGAUCGUCACGGUUACAAGCCGCGCGAACGUUACGUGUUGCUUAGCAAUAAGGCGUUCUAUGUGUUGGACGGUAAGAGCUAUAAGCAAAAGCACCGUUUGCCAUUGGAGAAAAUCGAUUUCGUCGUCACAAAUCAUAGCGACAGCCUGCUGGUCAUACGUAUACCGCUGGAGUUGAAGAAAGAUAAGGGCGAUUUAAUAUUGGAAAUACCACAUGUCGUUGAGUUCGGUACCAUAGUCGUGGACACUGUUGGCACAGCCAAUAUAUUCAGCAUCGUUAGUCGGGAUUCUUUGGAACACAAUGUUGUUAAAGGCAAGGGCGGCGUUAUCGAUAUUCAAACCGGCGGCGAACCAGGCAUUGUACGUGAUAAGGGUGGUCACCUUGUUGUUAUUGCUGGCCAAUAAAUAAGCGAUAAAAGUGCUAACCACCUUUAACAUGAAAUCAGGGCUUUAAAAACAAUGGAUGUAUUUUUUAUAUAGUUUGUUAUACAUACAUACAUAUGUAUAUGUAAUUGUUAUCUGAACUUUUGCUGCAGAUUCAUUCCAGAUUUUAUACACAUUUUUUUAACUUUACACAUAUACAAACGAUUUUUAUUGUAUUAAUGUAUGCGAAAAGUAUUUACGAAAAUCUUAUAAUUUAUUUCCUAUAAUAAAGUUAAUAAAUGAUUGUAUUAUAUUAAUAAUAAUAAUAAUAACACCAGCGCAGGUUUUUCUUUUAUUUUAACAUUUGUGGCACAGACAGUUGUACAAAAGCUUAAAGAUAAGUUAGUAACGAAGUUCAUAUUAACUUUUAAUUGGGGCAUUUACAAAUGGUUUAUUGCCAGAAAUUCUUGUUCAAAGUCCAAUAAUAAUACUAAAGUACGGAUAUACUAAAAAACAAUAUA
Zeugodacus cucurbitae (melon fly) is the source of this 4646-nucleotide messenger RNA. It is a transcript of the gene Myo61F, whose product is annotated as unconventional myosin IC. Gene Ontology annotation, cellular component: myosin complex; plasma membrane; microvillus. The record is from RefSeq and is a predicted model, not a curated record. Lineage: Eukaryota; Metazoa; Arthropoda; Insecta; Diptera; Tephritidae. Gene Ontology annotation, biological process: actin filament organization; vesicle transport along actin filament. Gene Ontology annotation, molecular function: microfilament motor activity; actin filament binding; ATP binding. The transcript is spliced from 10 exons. Bases 1090 to 4167 code for a protein of 1025 amino acids.